Messenger RNA from Camellia sinensis, 729 nucleotides. The record is from RefSeq and is a predicted model, not a curated record. NCBI's taxonomy places the organism in Eukaryota, Viridiplantae, Streptophyta, Magnoliopsida, Ericales, Theaceae.
AUGAAAGAGUGGGUGAAAAUCCAUAAGCCGUCUAUCAUUGAACUCAUGGAAACCAAAGCUAGAUUCAAUUCAACCGGAAUGGUUUUUAACAAGAUGAAUUUUACUGCCUCAAUUCACAUUGACCCCACAGGUAGAAGAAGAGGUAUUUGGGUGAUUUGGGACCCAGUUCAAGUUACGUUGAGGGCGUUUGAAGCUAAUGAUCAAGUCAUUCAUGCUAAAAUCAAGAGGGAGAGCUAUCUAGAGUGGAUUCUCUCUUCAGUUUAUGCAAGCCCUAAUCCUGUUAAUAGGGCCUUUUUAUGGGAUAAUCUAGAAGCCAUGGCUGAUAACAUGAUAGAGCCUUGGAUGAUAGCGGGAGAUUUUAAUGAUAUUGCUUCUAGUAUAGAAAAAAUGAGUGUUUCUACGAUUCAAAGCCAAACUAAUUCUCGCAAAUUUGUGGUAAGAAUGAAUAGGUGCAAUCUCAUGGACUUAGGGUGCUCAAGUCCUCAUCUCACUUGGUCUAAUGGGAGACAAGGCCUUGCCAAUACUCUGGAACAACAUGACCAGGCUGUUUGCAAUUCAGAAUGGAGGGUCAGUUAUCCUGAAGGUGCGGUGAAGAAUCUUCCCAGAACAUAUUCAGAUCACUGUCUUAUGGUUAUCUAUACUCAAUGGACACCAUCGUUCGUGGGUGGUCCUUUUUACCACGACGUUCCUGCCUUCUUCAGAGGAAAGCUCUCUUCGACAAACCAGUGA